This is a messenger RNA of Pisolithus orientalis, 642 nucleotides long. RefSeq lists its product as uncharacterized. The transcript is spliced from 4 exons. NCBI's taxonomy places the organism in Eukaryota, Fungi, Basidiomycota, Agaricomycetes, Boletales, Pisolithaceae. The coding region runs from base 1 to 642 and encodes 213 amino acids. The record is from RefSeq and is a predicted model, not a curated record.
AUGGCCCCUGUUGGGGAUACGACACAAAUAAAAAUUCGAAACUCAACCCGCAUUCAAAUCGAUUUCAUGCGAAGUGAAGCUGCGACCGCGAAAACAGACGGUGCAGUCACGGCUGAGUCAGGACCCCAGAGAAGUGAAGCUGCGACCGCGAAAACAGACGGUGCGGUCACGGCUGAGUCAGGACGUAAACAUAUCAUCCGAAUUGCGUCUAUCGACUCGCAUGUAUCCCGGAAGCAAGUUUGGGACAAAAUACAACAGCAACGUGUUGGUCAGUAUCGUGCAUCGCCUCUGCUGUCUUCCCACAUAUCACUGAUGGUGUGUGUUGACGGAGUCGAUGUAAGGCAGAAUUAUACAUGCAGCGGUGUUGUCCGUUUAGCCUUCGGCGGUUCGGAGACCGUGAAAUGUAAUGCUGGUCCAUUCUGGAUUGGCGGUAGCCUUGGUAUUCUUAGCGCACUCGUGGCACUUCUCCUGGUGAAGCCCCUUAUGCAUGACGGUAUGAAAGCCGAAGAUAAUGCGUGUCCGGGAGAGCAUGAACUUGAUGCGAGCAUUAUGCAUCCGGCUGAGGAAGGUUACUUGUCCCUGCGUGACCUUACCUUGUCUCCGAUAGCUCAGCCCACCACUGCUCACUUUAGUAACACAUAG